Messenger RNA from Cloeon dipterum, 698 nucleotides. RefSeq names its product ribosomal protein L24 (gene RpL24). The record is from RefSeq and is a predicted model, not a curated record. The coding region runs from base 139 to 603 and encodes 154 amino acids. Lineage: Eukaryota; Metazoa; Arthropoda; Insecta; Ephemeroptera; Baetidae. The transcript is spliced from 5 exons. Gene Ontology annotation, molecular function: mRNA binding; structural constituent of ribosome. Gene Ontology annotation, biological process: cytoplasmic translation. Gene Ontology annotation, cellular component: cytosolic large ribosomal subunit.
AGUUCACAAUUCACCCGCAAGACACCUGCUUUUCGGCCCGUAAGGUUGGCGGCGUUACGCUCGCGACAUGCAGAGCCCUCUUUCCGCAACUCUAAUAAUCUAUCUUUGUUUGAGACUGGCACUGAAUCAAGCAGCAACAUGAGGAUCGGAUUGUGCUCGUACAGCGGGUUCAAAAUCUACCCGGGCCAUGGCAAAACAAUGGUUAAGGCCGAUGGCAAGGUUUUCACAUUCUUGAAUUCCAAAUGCGAGUCCUCCCAGCUAAUGAAGAGGAACCCGCGUAAGGUUACGUGGACCGUCUUAUACAGGCGGAAACACAAGAAGGGUCAGGAGGAGGAACUGACGAAGAAGAGGACGAGGAGGACGCAGAAGUUCCAAAGAGCCAUCGUCGGGGCCUCUCUUUCUGAUAUCCUUGCGAAGAGGAAUAUGAAGCCGGAGGUUAGGAAAGCCCAACGUGACCAGGCGAUCAAGAUUGCUAAGGACCAGAAAAAGGCACAGAAAGCCCAGAAGAAGGCUACCGCACCUCCCAAGGCCAAGCAAGCCCCUAAGAGCAAGGCUGCCAAGCCCCAACAGAAGGCUGCUCCCAGAGUUGGAGGAAAGCGUUAAAUACCUUAUUAUUUGUAAAAAUUAAGCGUGGCUUUCAAAUGAAACACUUUUUUCCCAGGAAUAAACCAGUUGUUCUUUUGAGGUCCAUGUUAAAA